AAGCCAGGUGAACACGGCUCCCUUUGACCCUGUGGACCAGGUUGUACAUGGUGCACUGACUCCUCACAGAUGGCACCACGUCACCAUGAGCUGUUCUGUACUUCAAUACCUUUUGAUGCAACAAAUGUCCCCCCUCAGUUCCGGGUCCAGUCCUCAGAGCCACCACUAGGUGUCCCCUCCGGCUGCAGUGUCUCAGGGCCGAGCGGGUGUUAACCACAGCGGAGUGCCAACUGUUCAACACAGCCACCAAAGGGUUAAUGUAAUCCGCAGUAGGGAAUGGGCGGAGCCUCCAGCUGGGACGCAAACCGGACAAACCGAAAAGGCAACACUCAAAUCUGGACAAGAAAAAUCUUUGUCGGACUCAUUUAUGUAUCUGUUGGAUCUUUGUGUUUCCUCUGUGGCUGCAGCUCUGCACCGACCCUGAUCCUGAUCCUGGUUCUGAACCGGGCCGAGAAGAGCCACAAACACCGAUGGAGAAGUUUUGGAGUUGCUGUCAGAUAUGGGUGAAGUAGUUAGGACGUGGAGAGCUGGAGAGGCGUCCCGACAGAGAAAGUCCAGACUCGGAUCAACAGGGCUGAGAGGAGCGCUCCCUGUCUGCGCGCUGUGAAACUAUGUAUCCUUCAGCAUGAGAGUAAACGGGGUGGUUCUCUAAUGUGCUUCACACACAUGCAGCAGGAUUAACUCCAGUCACACAGGUCUGAUGGUGGAGGAAUAACUCGGUGUCAGAACAGAGAUACAGAUUGGUGUUUGCCGAAGCGCUGAGUGACACCAUGUGGAGCCCGGGGACGUGGAUGUGGAGAGCGGCUCUGUGCUGCAUGCUCCUGGAAACAUGUCUGCAGCCUGCCAGAGGUCUAAACAUGUGUAUGAGCGGCAGCGCUACGUCAUGUGAAGAAUGCCUCCUGAUUCACCCCAGCUGCGCCUGGUGCGCACAAGAGGAGUUCGGGAGGGGGCGGACUCUGACGUCACGCUGCGAUUUUAUUCAAAACCUGCAUAAGAGGGGCUGCGAGGCGCGGUUUGUUGAGUACCCUACCAGCAGUCUCUCCAUCCUGAAGAGCAGGCCUCUGAGCUCUAAAGGAUCUGGGUCGUCCCAGUAUGACGUGGUCCAGAUCAUGCCUCAGAAGAUCUCCCUCAGCCUGCGGCCAGGAGCCCAGACGUGGUUUGGGCUGCAGGUGCGGCAGGUGGAGGACUACCCAGUGGAUCUCUACUACCUGAUGGACCUCUCUCUUUCCAUGAAAGAUGAUCUGGAAACCAUCCGUAACCUGGGCACCAAACUGGCCCUGGAGAUGGGCAAGCUCACCAGCAACUUCAGGCUGGGCUUCGGUUCCUUCGUGGACAAAAACAUGUCGCCCUUCUCCUACACAGCACCCAAGUAUCAGGAGAAUCCAUGCAAUGGAUACAAACUGUUCCCCAACUGCGUCCCUACCUUCGGUUUCCGCCACAUCCUCUCACUGACGGACAAAGUGGACCGCUUUAACGAGGAGGUGCAGAAGCAGAUGGUGUCUCGCAACCGGGAUGCACCAGAGGGCGGAUUUGAUGCCAUCCUGCAGGCUGCUGUUUGUAAGGAGGAGAUCGGUUGGAGAAAGGAGGCCUACCACCUGCUGGUGUUCGCCACAGACGACGUGCCUCACCUCGCCCUGGAUGGCCGGCUGGGAGGCCUCGUCCAGCCCCACGAUGGACGCUGUCACCUCAAUGAAAAGAACGAGUACAGCGCCUCCACACAGAUGGAUUAUCCCUCUCUGGCUCUUCUGGGGGAGAAACUGGCAGAAAAUAACAUCUUCCUCAUCUUCGCUGUGACAAAACGGCUCUACGUUAUUUAUAAGAACUUUACUGCACUCAUACCUGGAACCACCGUGGAAAUCCUGGACCAGGACUCUAAGAAUGUAAUUCAGCUCAUCGUGGCAGCUUAUAAUAACAUCCGCUCUAAAGUGGAGCUGUCAGUGUGGGAUCACCCAGAGGACAUCAGCCUUUCCUUCACCGCCACCUGCCAGGAUGGACAGCCGCUGCCAGGCCUCAGGAAGUGUGCCGACUUGAAGAUAGGAGACACUGUAUCGUUCAAUGUGAGUGUGGAGGCGAGGAGCUGCCCUCCCCGCGGCACCGACCAGAGCUUCACUAUCAAGCCGGUGGGGUUCAAAGAACGUCUGGAGGUGGCUGUGGAUUAUCAGUGUGACUGUGGCUGCAGCCGGAGGGCACAAACCAACAGCAGCAUCUGCAGCUCCAUCGGUACUUAUAACUGUGGGACGUGUCACUGUGAGCCGGGCUACCUGGGCGCCCGCUGUGAGUGCCAGGAGGGCGAGGCCAGCAGCAUGUACCUCAGCGCCUGCCGGGAAGCCGAGGGCAAGCAGAUCUGCAGCGGGCGAGGAGAGUGCAGCUGCAACCAGUGUCUCUGCUACGAGUCGGAGUUCGGCAAGAUUUACGGCAGCUACUGCGAGUGUGACGACUUCUCCUGCGCCCGACACAAAGGCAUCCUCUGCUCAGGUCACGGAGAAUGUCACUGUGGGGAGUGUAAAUGCCAUGCUGGUUACAUCGGAGACAACUGUAACUGCUCUACAGAGACGUCGUCCUGCAUCUCAGACGACGGGCAGAUGUGCAGCGGGCGAGGAAACUGCAUGUGCGGCCGCUGUCAGUGCACCGAGCCAGGAGCCUUUGGAGACACCUGUGAGAAGUGCCCCACCUGCCCUGACGCCUGCGGCACCAAAAGUGAUGAGACGCAGUCAGCCGAGCAGGGAAAAGGAACGGAUGAGCCCGGCGCUGUGCUUUGUCUCUAUAAGACAGACAACGACUGUGUCAUGAAGUUCACGUAUUCUGAGCACGCCAGUGGACAAUCCAUCCUCACAGCUCUCAAAGAGCCAGAGUGUGCCGCCGGGCCCGAUGCUCUGACGGUGCUGCUCGCAGUGGUCGGCAGCAUCCUGCUGGUGGGGGUGGUGCUGCUCGCUGCCUGGAAGUUGGUCAUCACCAUUCAUGACCGGAGAGAGUUUGCACGCUUCCAGAGUGCACGCUCACGAGCCCGAUAUGAGAUGGCCUCCAACCCUCUGUACAAGCAGCCUGUCACCACACACUUUGUCGAAACGGAUUUCAACAUGUACGGGAAGUCCUACAACGGAGGGGUCCACUGAUCCCUCAGCACGGGGCGCGGCAGGACCGGUCCGACAAACAGAUCCCUGGAGGACGGGGCCCGAGGUGGACGGCGGACUGAACACACUCAUCCCUCUGCACGGCUAUAACACCAGUGACAUGAACUAGACUGCGUGUGCGAGGGGGGACUCUGUGGCCUUUUCUUUUCUUUACGCGGGAGAUUCAAGCCUAACCACACAGACGCAGCGUGACUUCUUUUUUCUUCUUCUGUGUGUUUUUCACUGACGGCAGCGGCGGCCGGUGGAGGAGCGACGAAGCAUGAACUCCUUGGUGUUGUUUAGACAGAGAGGAAGAGAGAGUAGAGUUAGCGGUGAGUUUGUCUGCAGUUACACAAGAGAAACAGACUCAUGGACACCAUCACUCCAAUAACACAUAAACCCAGCAGGCAGGCUGUGUACAGAGCCGCACAACAUUGGCUUAUAUUUGUAUAUUUUUAUAAACACUAAAAUGCCUUUUCUCAGUAUAAACUUUGCACCCAACAGGCCUCAGAAAAUAUGUCACUCCAGAUACUUUCAACUUCAUGGGAUUAGUAAAAGCACAUAUUUGUGAAGGUGGCUCUGACGACAUCGUGGUACUACUAACAUUUACUAAGCAAUAGACGUCUUACCCUCAUCUUGCACAGAGAAUAUUAAGAGUCAAGUCUCAUAAAGAUUUAAAUUUUCUUCAGUGUGAGUGUGUGCGUGUGAGUGUGUGUGUGUGGGUUAUUGUAUGCUCCAGUUGCACUCCCUUCUCUGGAUCUGAUCGCAGGGUACCGACUCACCGCUCAGCCUCUGAACCCUUAAAGACUACAGCUGGUGUGACUCUGUAUUUGACUUCCUGUUAACACAUCCCAUGAACAGACCGAAACCAAACAUGUGGUCGUCUCUGUGGCGCUCAGAACAUUUUUGUUUCCUACUGAAGGUGUAAAUCUGUAGAGCCCUCCUCUAAUAACUGUGAUGAGGCAAAUAUUUUUUCACAAAGAACUUAAUUUUGUGCUCAGAGUUUAAAAAGAAAAGUUAAAGUUGUUACUGAAACAGGAAGAUGACGAUAGUAGAAGCUGCAGGUUGUAUGUCGUCGGGUGCUCUGUCAUGCCACUUUGCGUCUGAGCGGUAAACUGACAAACAUCACUGUGAGCUAGACUAAUGUGGGGUUCAGACUACACCAUAUCACAGGUGAUUAUAGCAUGACGCAGCAUCGUACGUGUCAGCUCGGAUCAUGAAAGACAACAAGUGUCGUACGCGAUAAUCCAUCGUUUAAUGUUGUGUAGCGUGUCAUCGUAGACGACAACCGACGCUACAUCUUCUACGUCUUAAUAUAAAGUUUAAUUAUAAGGAGUUUGCUGAAGCAGUUGGACUCUGUGGUUUUUAGGAAACUAAACUUAAAUAUGAGAAAACCAUAAAUUUGAUUGGGACUAUUUUCAGCUGCGGAUUAACACAUUUAAAGCUGUAGCGAGUACUUACAGUGAAGCUGAAACAGAUGAUGAUUUAUUGAUUACUAAGAAUCUAAAGAUGUCACCUUUGACUUUAGGAAGUUGUGACAGGAUUUUUUUUUUUCCCCUUCUCAGGCAUUUUGUUGUGACCAAACGAUUAAUCUGAAAUUAAAAUAACAGAUAGUUGCAGUGCUGCGGUGUGGCUCAUUGAUGUGUGUCUAACAGGGCUCUGUGGCACAGAGGAGUGAGCGCUAUCAGGUGUUGAAUGCACAGGAAAUAUUUGAUAGUUUGAUCAAUACAUUGUUGGUUUUGGUCUCUGUGUUGACAAUAAUAAAUAUUAAAAUUUAAAAUAUCACCAGCAUCUGAACCGUUAAAGGCGACCUGUUUUGCUCAGACUUGUAUUUUAAGUUUUUAUUUGAUCAAAAACACUUUAUUUUCCUCAUAUUGUCUCUGCUGAAGCGCCUGUAUUCACCAUCUGUCUCCGUUAUAGCGCCUGUGUCUUUAAGACCUCCUCCUGCUCUGAUUGGUCAGUGUUUGCUUCAUUUUAGGUCCCUUUAACAACACUUGAUGAUAAACAUUGUGUCUCCAGCUCUGUGGUUUCUGCCUUAAAGCCUCCUCAGAUGAUGAUACAGUAGAUGUGUUGCAGUCAUGCUCAGUGCUGACACUGAUCCUCUCUAACCUGGAACAUGCAGUGCUUUGAGUCAGAGUGGGUUUGGUACGCGCUCUGACCGGCUGCUUUGUUAUAUAGAUAUAACGUCCCUGUGACGCCGUGUCCACUCUGCAGCUGUGGGAGUGGGUGGAAACUUUGAGGAACCUCAAAGGAGCGUCCAGACUUAUAAAUCUACCAUCCCUGUUCCCACAGGAAGGGGCGGAGCCUGAGCUGUCGACGGGUUAGAAGGGCGCUCUGUGGCCUUUUUUAUUUUAUGUGACAGUCUUACAGUAAACGUGUCAGGGACUUGGAGCUUGUGUGUGUCAGAGUGUGUGUGAGUGCAGAGAGUGUGUGUAAAUAAUAUCACAUGGUAUGUAUGUACAUACAGCGCCAAACGAUGAGUUGUGACUUGGCUCGGCUGUGUCUUGGCACAGUUUCCUAAAACUCACCCACCCACACAGUUUCCAGCUCAGACAUGAAAUCUUUAGUACUUCCUGUACAGUCCUUUUCACACGGUGAGCAGACUUACACCACUACAUGUUUAUGUAACACCGCACACGGAGCAAGAACAAUAAAUUUGCUUAUGUCAAAAGCC
Molecule: messenger RNA, 5784 nt
Organism: Epinephelus lanceolatus (giant grouper)
Lineage: Eukaryota; Metazoa; Chordata; Actinopteri; Perciformes; Serranidae
Source: RefSeq, a predicted model, not a curated record